Messenger RNA from Apodemus sylvaticus (European woodmouse), 9328 nucleotides. It is a transcript of the gene Mims1, whose product is annotated as family with sequence similarity 210 member A. The record is from RefSeq and is a predicted model, not a curated record. Gene Ontology annotation, cellular component: mitochondrion. The transcript has 4 exons. Bases 224 to 1045 code for a protein of 273 amino acids. NCBI's taxonomy places the organism in Eukaryota, Metazoa, Chordata, Mammalia, Rodentia, Muridae.
GAGCGGGCACGGAGGGUCGGAGCACGUUGCUAGUGGGCGCGGCUGGCCUGGGCCGUGGAGGCCUAGUGUUUGCUCGAGUCUUGCGGUUCGGCACCCUGCCCUACGCUUGGCCGGGUCGCCCUGCUGAGGCAGGUCCUAACGGCCCGUGCGGCGGGAUUCCGUGGAGACGUCUCCACAUCCUGAGAGUGUCUGUAGAAGCUGAAACCCAUCACUGUCCUUCAAAAUGCAAUGGAAUGUACCACGGACUAUGUCUCGGCUGGCUCUCAGGACAUUCUUGGAAGCACAGAAAGCCAGGCUCUUUGAUCGCCAUUGGAGCAUAAAAGGACCAUUGCUUGUGCAUAGAGAUGAAUACAGAGUGGUUUGGACACCACACCUUCGAAAGCAGUGGCUACAUUUAUCUGCUGUUCAGUGCCUUGCGAAGCAAAGGAAUCUGUUAGAUGCUCAGCCACCUCAGCUGGGGGCUCUUCGCCAUGAACGAUGGGAGCAGGAUAUUUUAUUCAAGAGGGAUUUAUCUUCCAGUUCCACAUCCCAGGAAACAUCAUCAGAAAACAAGGAAGAACCAGAUCCUUUGCAAGACAAAUCUAUUAGUUUGUAUCAACGAUUUAAGAAAACAUUUAGACAAUAUGGAAAAGUUCUAAUUCCUGUGCAUCUAAUAACUUCUGGUAUUUGGUUUGGAACCUUUUACUAUGCAACUAUAAAAGGUGUGAAUGUCAUCCCCUUCCUAGAGAUCAUUGGGUUACCUGACAGUGUAGUAGACAUCCUGAAAAACUCCCAAAGUGGGAACGCACUCACAGCCUACGCCAUGUUUAAGAUUGCAACGCCUGCCCGCUACACUGUGACCUUGGGAGGAACAUCCUUUACCGUGAAGUAUUUGCGCAGUCAUGGCUACAUGUCAACCCCACCGCCUGUCAAGGAGUAUUUGCAGGGCAGAAUGGAGGAAACUAAGGAGCUCAUCACAGAGAAGAUGGAGGAGACAAAGGACAGACUCACUGAAAAGUUACAAGAAACCAAAGAAAAAGUUUCUUUUAAGAAAAAAGUGGAAUAAGGGUGCCUUAUUACAGAAAAUCCUACACUUUAACCCUCUGUAGACACUGGGCAAAGAAAGUGUUUCUGAUUUUUUUUUUCUUUUUUUUUUUUUUGGUUACUUGCCUAAAUGUAUUCAUUCUCUGAGGGUUAAAGAACAAAGAUAGUUUUUUUUUUUUAAUUAAACAAUAGGUGGGAGGGAAUCAAUGUUUUCCAAAAUGAAGAAAUGACCCUAGCAUACAAAUUUUUUAUGAGUUGCAGCAAUAAGCAAUAGUUAAUGUCCUUGAAAUCAGAGUUCUUUUUGCUUCAUUUCUCCGACAUCUGCAGUAAGUGUGUGCUGGUCAGUCCACUCCUAGAGGAAAAGUCAUUAAGUACCCAGUUCUGUGGGAUUGAACAUACACCAUUCAGACUCUGGAUGAGGAGACUAGAGAAGUUCCCUCCCACUUGCCAUGUAGACCUUAUUUCAAGGAGGUCAUGUAACAGUCUUGCAUUUAUAAAUAAGAUAUAUUGGCUAUGUACUGAAAUAGAUCUUUAAAAUGGGUUUUAACUGGAGCUUGUCAACUUCACAUUUUUUUAAAGCUGAUUCCUUUUCAAUCUUGACUGUGCUUGGUGGAUGGUCACAUGGACUGCCAGACAUCCUUGUAAUGUGUCUUCUCCAACUAAUCUUGGAGAAAGUAGAAGUUUUAUACUAUUAUUGCCGUCACAUGCAUCCGCAAGUAUCAAACUUUGAAAGACCACUGAUGAUUUUGGUAGGAGCAAAAGUCUGUGACAGAAUGUGGACAAGAUGGAUGCUCAUGGGUGGUGCUUGUAGAUAACCGAAGGGCAGUGCUCCAUGUGGUUCAUUGGUUUCUAAGAUCUCUCCUGCUGCUGCUUCAACUCCUUUGGGAUUUCAGUCUUUAUCCCUGAUCAAAACAAAAGAGGCCUGUCUGUCAUGAGUACCAUUAGUGUUGUGGCUUAGGUUUCUCAUAUUGGAAGGGGAAAAUUACUCCUUAAAUAUUCUGCUUGAUUUUUUUAUAGCAAAAAGCUCACUGCUUGUAAUCAUUCAAUGGCUGUAAGGCAAGUGCCAUGACUGUAGUGUCUUUCUGUUUGGACACUGGGGCAAGAAAUGCCUCUUUAGAGAGCAUUGGCUUUGACUUAGCAUCAGGAGAAUAUCUGAGGCCUUGUCACAUUGCUAUCCCAGUCACUCCCUGCUUCAUGCCAGAGUUUAUGUCAAAUGCUGAAUUUAGCCAAAUUUAGGAAAUGGGGGAAUAACUUCACACUCGAGGCACUCAGUCAUUAUAUUGAAACACCAUUUAAGUAAAAAUGCUGGGGGUGAAUUCUUUCUGGGUUGGAAGAAUUACAGAGGGGAAUUUGUCCUGUUCUUUUUUCUGUUGCCAGCAUGAUUAAUCUGAGGCAGAAUUCACUGAGUGCACUGGUACAAACUGACUUGCAAAUACAAUGUAAACCUGGCACCACAUCGAAGCAUGCUUAUUAAAUAGGAAGAUACUAAAUGCUCGUGUGUUCACAUUUCCUCCCUUUUAAGCCACCAAGAAUGCUAUGCUAACAUGUGGUGUUACGUAGAAUUAUUUCUCCUAAAACCUUUUAUCUGUUAUAGCACAUAAUUGGACAGCUCUUAAGACAUUGCUAAUAAUCAUAAGACGACAGCUUUCUUGUCCUGAGUUGAUAUCUUCUACCUAGUCCGUUGGAGACUUAUCACCGUCCAGUUUUAUGUCUGGGUCAUGUGUACUCAGUGCAGAUGAGGAAAUGCUUGUGUGUGCUUUUAUAUCCAAUGGAAACAUUUCUAAAGACCUCUGAAGUUACAUUGUUACAAUUUGGCAUCAGUUAUGUCAUAAAAAUGUUGUUGCCGGUGUAUUAUCUUUAAGGCAACCCUGUAAUGUGUUGAUAGCAGACAACAGUAACAUCAACUUAUCAAAAUGUAUAAUGUAUAUAGAUUUUUGUAUAUGCUGAACUAUAUUUAUUUAAAGUAGAUUUUGCAUUUCUCUGAGCUGCAAGGGAACCCAGACAGCUCCAUGCCUGGUGAGCACACCCAUCCUUUUGAAAGAUAUACUCAUGUCAUAAAUGGAGCUGUGACUGAGAUUUAAUGUUUUAAAUAUGAACAAAAAGCAUUUGCCUAGCAAAUUAGGUUCAAAUGAAGGCUUAGUCUGAUGAAGAAUAAAGCAAAAAACCAGCCUUUUAGAAUAUCACAUCAUUACUCAGAGCCUUUUGUGCAAAAUGGGGUGCAGUUCAAUCUCACCAAAGGGAGAAGAUGUAUUGGGAUUAGCUGCCUCCCCCAGUGAAAUAACAAAACUAAGCCUUCAGUACAUUCCCCUGAGUUUCCCAUCAUAAAUCUGCUCUCCCUCCAUCAUCUUCACAGAGGACGGAGCUACAUGCUCUAUGCUCUGGGGGAAGAAGCUGGUUAGUUCCUUCUUUCUGUGGUCUUCAACCACGAUUCUAGGAAUUUUAAACAUAUUUAUACUUUGGGCAGAAGAGGUGUUUGAAGAAAAGAAAGCUGUAUUUUAGACACGCUGCUUCUUUUACUAGUCUCUGCACCGUGUGCAGGUCUUCAGGAUUUCACAAUGGCUUCAGAUAGAAAACAAGCCAUUAUAGAUGGUAACAGCAGGGAGGGGCUAGAAUAACUUUACAAAUCAGGGGGAAGUGGGAGCUCACCUUUUCUAGUUCUUUUUGAAAUAAAGAAGAUUUUUUUGCAAUAUAUCCACACAUUUUUUUUAAUUAUUAAAGGGCUCCUAAAUAGAGGUUGUUAUAAAAUUAAAGGAAUAAUUUUCCUGGUAGCUGCAGCUCAUUUGCUUGUGUAUUUCAGAUUUUCAAAACUUGAGUCUGCAUAUGGUAAAUUUAAAUGGUUGGAAGUUCUCCCUGACCUACUUAAGGGCCCUUUCUGCACACCAUUUAGUUGUGGCAUCAAGAAGUCACUGUUUAGUUGACGUAAGCAAGGACUUGGUGUCAAGAGUCAUGCAGGCCUUGGCCUUGAGCCUGACUAGCACACUAGCAUGUGGGGAGGGAUGUGUGGGUCUCUGAGUUGAAAAUUUGCAAACAGGGUCCGGGGAAGCAGUGAGCAGGGUUCUUCAGAUAGUAACUGUGCUUGUCUCCAUUGGCCCAUGUGUAUGGUGUUGGCCAAUUUUGAACUGAGUAGGGUAUCCAUUAAAAAAGAGAAAGGGAAGGAAAAAAAGAAAAGUCAUACACCCAAAGGACAGCAAGUCUGGCCCCUGGGUCUUUCCUGAUGAUUGGAAUGGUCUCUGGACACUUCUUUCCCAGAAUUCCUCUUUCACCGUGAACUCUGGCAUGGCCUUUUAAAGAGACUGUUCUCUUAUACUCUGAGCUUCUCACAGGAGAAUGCUGAGUUAGGCUCUCUGGCUUGAUUUUCCCUAGGAGGUUUGUUGUUGUUGUUUUUUUUUCUUUCCCUUUGUGACAUCUGUGUCCUCUGUUCCUUCUAACCAGUCAAAACAAGUCGAUAUCUCCUGUGUCUCCAGGACUGAGCUUUGAAAAUUAAGCUGUAUUCUUCCCUUUACAUCACUGAUAGUCACUAACUGUAAUUAUAGAUCCUGAGUAUCCUGUGGCAUUUAUUUGGUUAUUUUGAUAAGAAUGAUCUUCUUAGUAGGAAGAAUACACCCUGACUGUAGAACCCUUGAGGGCAGAGUGGGACCACACUUAUUCUCUGGAUUUGCUUGAAUGGCCUUGAUAAGAAGAUUUCAGUCUCAGAGUGUGGCUUCAUAGGAAGUGAUCUAUGGGGAACCACAGCCUGGCUGUUUUCUCUGGGAAAUCAGUAUAAGAACAAAUGUCAGGACACCAGCGUGUGACUCUUCCCUCCUCUUGGCCACCUCCAUUGGUCCAGUCUUCUCUGUCUUGAAUUUUGCCCGAUUUAAAUAUUAGUAAACAGUCCCCUGAACUGAGGAGGACACGUGCAGAGAGUGUCCCAUGAAAGUCUGCUCAGCAGGGCUCAGAAGCUCAACUCCCAUCCAUCUGAGAGGGGCCUGAGGCGUCCUGCUGCAGUUUCUAAGGCAACAGCACUGAAACCUAACUUUUUUAUUUUAACAUACAUAUGGUAAAAGGCACUUUUUGUCAUCUUUUGACAAUUCCAUAAAGAUGCCACACAAACUAACAGCAUCUCUGUAUCAUCCUUUUCCAGCUAAAUAUUUACUCUUAAUCCUGGAUUUGAUUUUAGGAAGGGUAACGGCAUGUUUGUGUAAACAUAGGUUAGCUCUUGCCUUGUUUGCUCCUCUGAGUACUAGAUUGAAGAUUCUGUGACAAGUGUGUUUUUACUCAUUUGACUUCAUAUUUCCUUAGGACUCUUACUAUGGUGGCCAACUUGUCUCACGGUUGCUUUAUUUCUCUCACACAAAGGGGGGCUGGGUGUCCUUACCUGCUCGGUAUCUGGUGAUGGCAGCGUAGAGUCAUAGGGCUCUGUUACCCAGGAUCUCAGUCAACAUGUACACUGUUUCCUUGGAGAAGCAGAGGCAGGUUAUUGCAGACACACAGCUUGUACUCUUUACCUCUUUUGACCAGUAACAAGCAAAGUAAAAAAAUUAUUGUCAAACAACUAUGUCUACAAAACCUGAUGCAGUGUUUGUUGAACGAGUGAGCACCUUCGUUGGUUGCACUUUAGGGAGGGGGCAUUUUAGAUUGUCACCUUUUACUUCUGUUCAUACAGAUAACUCCAAAUCCAGGCUAAGGGAGCUAUAGAAUUUGACUCUUGAGGAGGUCAUGUUAGGACACUGAAGCCAAGACCUGGGUCUGAAGUUCAGCCAGUCGCUAUUCAUGUGGUCCCUCCCCCCUUGUGGCGGGUACUUAGGUAUGCCACUGAAGGGACAACUGAAGUCAGUAAUACAGGGCCUGGCUUCUGCUGAUGCCCUUCACCCUUUGGAGUUGAACUUCGCACCUUACUUUCUUUAGACUGACUCUGUUUAUCUUAUUUUUAGAGCGGCCUGAAAGGGAAACAAUUAAACUAUCCUGUGACCUUACUUUAGCUUCAUUUUCCCUUCAGUGUGGGGUUGUGAUGAGGUGGGAGUGAAAGACUAAAGGGCCAGUCUUACUCUGUCCACUGUGGCCAUCUAGUAAAGCUGGCCUUAGCAAAGCAUUCGAGCUGCAGCUUUCACACAACUCACCCAUACGUGAGACUCUAGUUUCUCUUCCAAUCAUAAAAUACCUUUUUGCCUUUUCCUAAAUCCACAUUUGAUAGCAGUGAAAGAGAAAACCUCAAUCAAAUCUAGAUUUUAUACAUAUAAGUAACGUGAAAUAUUAAACAUUAAAUAUCAUGGAACAUUUGGCCUCAUGAAAUUUUCAGUGUCUACUUGAUUCAAAAUGUGUCCACCUUUUUCUUCCUGCCCGUGUGUAACACCAGACAGUGGCCAUGGUGUCUGAAGCUCUGUCAUAGCAUGCCUGAAGCCAGCUGAGACUUAUUUUCCAUUUAAUUGCUGCCAAUUGCCAGAACAUCAGAAGGCACUGGAAACUGGUAUUUAUGGAAGAUUUUGGUAUAGUGAAGAUCAAGAUAUCCUCAGGAAAUACUAGGUUUCACCAAAAGAAAGUGUUUCCCCUCUGUGAGUCCCAUGAAAACGAAGUUUAAAGCCUAUGAUACAUUAAGAGGGCAGAUUUCCCAUGAAGUAUUCCCAGUACCAUAAAACGAAAACAACUGUGCAGCAAAGCCUGUGUGUUCUUCUCCGCCUUGGCAGAUGUGUGCCUUGUGUACAGGGGACAGCAUCCGCCAGACCUGCACCCAGAAGACAGUGUGGCUAAUGUGCCCGUUCCUUCAGGUUGGAAAACAGGAACAAUGGGAUCUCAUUGGCUAGCAGUUGUCACUUCACGUGGACACUGAGGAUGCGGUGGGCUGCUGCCUCCGCCUUAAGUGGCCCCUGGCUCUGCUUGACUGAAACAACCAUACAUGCUCUGUAAGUGAGAGUUUGGAACUACCUCCAGCCCAGGACAUUAAUUAUCUGAGGUGAGCUCUUGAACCACCUAAUGCCUGCUGAGCCCAAGGUCUGAGCUGCUCUUUGCUGAAUAUAGGAAGCGUUUACAAAACCAGGCCACCUCAGAACCCCAUGCCAAAGAUGCUGUGGCAAAUAGCAUGUCCCAACUUACCUCAGGGUAGCAUGAGAUUCUCAGCACAUGAGGACCAAGGUGGGCUGGCGGUCCCGGAAGAAUGGGGUGGCAUGGUUGUGCUUGGGUUUCACAGCCACACUUGCCGUUUGUUCAAGUGAUUGUUUUAUACUCACCAGUGGUUGACAACUGAAGAAAUGCUAAGUGAGAACACUAUCUGAAAGGUUAAAUUACAGGAGCCACUGAACAGAACUGCUGUGGUAUUGAAAGAUCUUAAGGGAAUUCUCAAGGCCUUUGGGGUGUGUAGUGUAGUUAUCACUGGCGCAGUCACAUUAACAGAACCGGCUUUUAUUCUUACUUUUUUUGGAAGUAAAACAGCAAAUGAAAUUUGCGUUCUUGAGGCAAAAGUUAAAGUCUUGACAAAAAUACAGCAUUUGAAACUGAAUUUCCAAAUACAAGGGCUUUACAGUAGGGGCUGACGUUUCAAAGUGUGUGUUUUAAUGAGAAUCUAUGUAAGCCAAACAGAUGAAGACAUUAUAAUGAGGAAAAUGUAAUGUGUUUUAAAUAAUGUAAUUUAGGUAAUAGGUUCUUAUAAACUGUUAAUGCACGUAUUACCACCAAGAGAAUUUCUUUUCAAAGGCCAGUGUGAGCUGCUGUCUGACCGGUCUUUGUUUUCUGCAUCAGGUCUUACCAGAGGUCCUCAGAGCUUGCGAGGUCCUCAGCCAGGGGACCUAGGCAGAAGAUAGUCUCACAAGGCAUACUCCAUUGUGAACUGCAGUCCCAGCCUCCUGCUCUGGGGCUUAGCCUUCCUGUUGUGUCAAAACCUGUUACUCAGCAGUGCCUCCUGGUAUCCUCCUGCUUUUCCUGAAGCAACUGAGAACCUGGGUUAGAUGUUUUUUUUUCUUUGAAAGGAACUCAAAUCUGCCAGUACUGAAGUGAUCUGUACCAGUGGUAAACUGGGCAGAAGGGGGAGCCUGACACCUGUCCCCCCUUGCUCACACCGGUGUUAGCUUUGGGAGAUCUGGAGAGUGUCUCCAAUGAGCUGCUGAAUUGAGAAAUUCCCUGAGAGCAUAGUGUGGUUUUACUGGAGACUAAGGAUGAGAGGCCCUAUAUUUGCUUAAGUUUUGUAAGCCCUUCACCAAAAUAACCUCACUCUGAAUCUAAGAGGAUGUUAGGACUAGUAUUUGGGCCCAACCACUAUUCCAGUAAGGUCGUGGAAUUUUGUUUGUUCAUUAAAAAUUUACAGAAAUGGAAAAAGCAUUCUAUUCUUAUGCUAAAUUCCCCUUUUCUCAUUAAGUGGCAGGUUGUGUGGGGUUAGCGCAUCCUGGUGUCACUCGGAGCGCACAUCAAUACUGUCCUCUCAGUGUAGGUCACUGCACAUCUGAAAGCCUCCACCAUCAGGGAAUAGUAAGCGUUUUUUGACAGGCCUACUUAGCUUGCUGUGUGACAGCCACCUGAAGCCCCUGUGGGGUCGAUGUUCUCAGGAACCAGUUCUGAAUGCCUUGUGUUAGAACUCAGGAUUGAGAACCUGUGAUUCUACCCAGGUUUCUAACACACAAAGUCCUUUUAAAAAGUCAGCGACAGACCUGUAAGAAAGGGACUGAAGGUGUUCACUGCCAAGAAUGCUCUUGGAAGUCAGGUGGUAGACAGACCUAACCCGAGCAGGCUGUCCUCACCACACAUGAGCUCUGACACACGCACACAUAUGUGUGCAGACACUCAUGGAAAUAGUUUAAAGCCAGUAAUUAGGGACUGUUGAGCAGCAGGCUUGGGGUUGGUGUGUAGCCCAAGAAGAGCUCUCCCUUGGAUGCCAUCUCCACUACCACAGACAACAGGCAUUUUCUGAGACUGAUCAUACACACAUCAGUUUUUAUGUGUUGUAUCUGAAAAGUGAACAAACAACCCCAGGGAACAGAUAAUUUGUCACUGAUUAUUUUUUAAUGAUUUUGUGCUAUGAUUUGACCAUGGCAUUAAGAACAAGCAGAAAACCUGAUUUCAUAACUAACAAACAGCACUUGUGCAACAUCUUUCAUCAAAAGUAUUGCAAUUACAGACCUGAGGUCUGAAGCACAUCGCCGCCUGAGCAAAAGACGCAGGUGGGUGACAGUUGUGAAUCACUUCCCACAUAUUAGCAGGAGUUAUGUUAAAGAGUAAGCAUAUGGUUGUUUAAACACAAAAGGACUCCGACUUCUGAUCAUCAUAGCUCACAGAGAUCGGAAGGUUCAAAUACAAUUGUAUUUUUUUAGUAGAUUGCUUUAUAAUAAAAAUUAAAUGAACUAAA